Molecule: messenger RNA, 6830 nt
Organism: Mercenaria mercenaria
Lineage: Eukaryota; Metazoa; Mollusca; Bivalvia; Venerida; Veneridae
Product: centrosomal protein of 135 kDa-like
Exons: 26
Coding region: 148-4083 (1311 amino acids)
Source: RefSeq, a predicted model, not a curated record
CCUAUGAAGUACUCUCUGCAUUGGAGGAAAUUCCGCCAUAUUCAAAAUUGUUUUCAUCUUGCCCAAACUUGUUUAUUAUUGACAAAAUUAAAAAUUCUCCAUACAGGUGUCACAUAAUAUAGAUAUGAACUAAAGUACAUCGCGAAAAUGUCGGGAACUGCAACAGCACAAGCUCAGCAGAAGUUCUCUAACCUACGGAAACGUCUUGACCAGUUAGGCUACAAACAGCCCCUUGGAAUAGAGUCACUCCCACUUGUGGAGAAGUUGUUCGCAGACCUUGUCCACACCACAGAAAGUUUAAAGAAUGCGAAACUUGAGAUUGGUCAGCAAACAACAGAGACGAAAGAUUUGGACUCGGCAAUAGAACCAUACAAGAGUGAUAAUGCUAAGUUAGUGAAGGAAAACAAUGAUCUGCAUAAACAGCUUAUCAAACAGAAAGAGGAGUCGGAUGCAGUUUUCAGAGAGCUGAAGGCUUCACUGCGUAAGCUAGAGCAUGAGAAUGCUGACCUGAAAUUCCUAAAUAAUCAGUAUGUUCACAAGGUCAGAGGUCUAGAGAAAGAGUCCAAAGAAAAAUCUGAUAGAAUACUCAAUUUACAGGAGAAGAAUUUCCAUGCAGUUGUUUCAACGCCAGGCGGUAAAAAGAAGACUAUACCAUUCCGUCGACAACGUAUGGAGAUUGACUGCACUGUUCCACCUGCGGAUGACUACCAAAGAUCUAAACCAAAUCUCGCUGAUGAUCCCUACGUGGCCGAUCUUCUACAGGUGGCAGAUAGCAGGAUCGCAGAGCUGGAGAGGCAGGCCAGUGAACUGAGUGAUAAAAAUGAGAUUGCAGACAGAAAAAUGGCCAGUUUUAGACAACAGGUCGAAGGACGUGAUGAGGAGAUAGAGAGACUGCACAGAAUGUUGGACGGUGGACGACCCUCGGAUGUUGUGGCCCUCGAGGCCCGCAACAGAGCCAAUGAGAGAAUGAUCUCACAUCUAAAUAUACAGAUUGACUUCUUACAGCAGAAGAACAGAGAAAUGGAUAGGAAAUAUCGAGAUGCAGUCACAGAUAGGAGUGAAGUAGAAUCUGACCUCGCAAAGUACAAAGCUCGUAUGAGCGACCUUGAACUUGAAUUUCAGAGUGUUGAUAGACAUGCAAAACGUUUAGAAACUGAUAAAAGCAUUGUUUUAAAAACAGCUGAUCGUGAAAUGGAAGAGGCCAAAGGGGAAUUAGAAAAAUCUCGGCAUGAAAUGGAAGAUUUAGAUGUUGAAAUAGCACAACUAAGAGCAGAAAAUGCUCGAUUAACGAAAGAGUUCACAGAAACCAGAUCUUCUCUCAUGACAAAAACUAGUGACCUUAUGAGAUUGGAAGAGCUUCAUGAUAGAGUUUCAGAGGAUAAAAAACGUCUAAGUCAUCGUGUCAAUAAAUUAAUGGCCAAUGAGAAAGAAUUGGUGCUUGAAAUAGAAAGAUUAAAACGUAAGAAUGGACCUGCUGGGGCCGCCAAGAAAGGUAAAAUCCCGAGUAAACUUGAUGCGUUUGUACGGAGCAUAGAGGAAGAGAGGAACUACUACAGGGAUCAGGCUGAAGCAUUCCAGAAAAUGUUACGUGGAGAGAUUCCAUCACGAUCACGUAGUCCGCCACGUUCUAGAACUCCAUCACGUCCUUCAUCUAGGUCAGCCAGUCCUGCCAGAGAGCUCAAUGCUUCAGCUAAAGCAGAUAAGAAGGCUGCUGCACAGUACGAGGCCAUUAUGAGGGUUUUGGAGGAGGAGAGAGAUUAUUACAAGGGUGAAUAUGAGAUCUUAAAAGCCACCAAGAGGGCCUCGUCUGCCAGGGCCACACCCACAAAGACAUUCGAGACUAACACUAAGCGCUUUGACAGUGAAAACAAGUUAAAAAAGUUUGGUAUGACCGAGGAUGUUGAGAAGCUCACCAGGGAAAGAGACGAGAUGAGACAACUCCUGGACAAGUUUGAGCGUCAUAUGGCUGAGAUCCAAGCAAAUGUGAAGGUAUUGACUGGAGAAAGAGACAAGCUUAACAAGAUGUAUGAAGAGACCAAGGAUGAGUUACAUAAAGUCAGACGUGAACUUGUUAGGUCACCCAAAUCACCCAAAACCUCUCUAGCUGCACAGGCAGUGCUUCGUCGUGUGGAGAAUGAACGUGACGAUGCAGUCUCCGAACUCCGAAGAAUGACAACGGAAAGAGACAGCCUUAGAGAGAGAUUGAAGAUUGCAACAGAAAUCUCAUUGUCUGAGAAAGCGAAAUUAGAACAGCGUGGUGAGGACUUGGAGAGUGCACUGACUCAGGCGGAAAACGAACGCGGAGAGCUGAUUGUACGUGUUAACUCCCUGAAGGAGGAUGUUAGAAGCUUGGAAGAACAGGUCAAGGACAUGGCAGGCAGACUCACAGAUACACAAGAUGAAAACUCUCAGAACAAAUCCAAGGCUACUCAGAUGAAGAUGCUAGCAGAAGAGACCGAGAGAGGUUUGGAGGACACCCAAAAACGUCUGGCACGUCGUGAGAGUGAGUUGGCUGCACAGGAAGAAAGAUGUGCACGACUCGAGGACAGGAUUGCCGAGCUACAGAGAACAUUGGCACAUUCGACCGAUGAAAACUCCGAUAUACGAAGGACAGUGAGUCAGCUAGACAGAGAGAAGGAUAACCUCCAGAUCAAUGUUGAUGAGAAGACAGAGAAGAUCGCUAACCUCAAUGAAGAAGUUCUUCUCAAAGAGAAGUUGAUCAGUGAUCUGAAGGUUAGGAUCAGUGAAAUAGAGGCACAAUUAGGCCAUGCAAAUGGUAACAUCAACAUGAAAGAUCGGGAAUUAAAGUCUCUCAAACGUCAGCUAGACAGUACCUCAGAAGACCUGAAUGAGAACAGUCGAGGAAAAGAAGUUGCUUUGAGAGAAAAUAGACGUCUGCAGGAUGACCUUGCAGUCAUGACCAGGGAAAAUCAGAAAAUCAAUCAAGAGCUACAGGAGGCAUUAGAGGACAAGGAAGGCCUGAAACAACAGGUACAGCAGUAUAUACUGGAAGUCAGAAGUAUAGAAGAUGUCCUAGCCUCAAAGGAGAAAGAAAGAUCUGACUUGCUGGAUCAGUACCGAGCCCUGUCCUCCGAGGCUGAACAAUACCAAACUGCCACCCAUCAGCUGGAGAGUGAGGGUUCAAACAUGAGGCUGGAAAUUAUGACCAAGGAUUCAGAACUUAGGCGACUCAGGGAUAAGGUUGACAACUAUGAAAGAGAAAUUCAGGAACAUUUGAGUGCUCAGCAGGCAUAUGAGCUACAGGUGUCCAACUUGACUCGCUGUGUGGCCAACCUUGAAGACAACCUCAGACAGACAGAUGAUGACAAGAACACGCUUCUCAGUGACCUGACAGCUGUACGCGAGCUCUGCUCCAGGCUGGAAGGUACCAAAGAGUCUCUACAAAGACAACUGACUGCUCUAACUAUUGAUAAAGAACAGCUUCAGAGCCAGUCUGAAGACAUUGCCCAGGAGUGUGAGUUAUACCGCAGUCAGCUUACCUCAGAGCGCCAGUCCAACAAGAACUUGGAGGGGCUGCUACAGAACAACAGGGAGAAAGAAUUCCAGUCCCAGCUACAAACACAGGAACAUAGCGCUGAAAUACAGAUGCUGAAAGAUAGACUCUCCCUUAAUGAGAGUAAAAUACAAAGUCAGAGCCGAGAAAUUGCCUCUUUACGUACAAGAAAUGUUGAACUGGAGGGUGAUGUAGAGAGACUACGAAGACAACUCACCAGUGAGAAAUUUGAAAGUGCUAGGUCUGCAGUAACCUCUCAGGCAGGACGUAGUGUUACAAUAUUCUCAUUUGAAAACUAUGGCAUGCAAGAACGGGCUGUGCAGGAAUUGAGAAGACAUGGCCUUGUACCACCAGUGCCUACGAUGGACUACACGAGCAGCACGAGAUACAGGUCCACAAGUCCCGUCAGGUCUCCCAGGUCGCGCUCCAGAAGUCCUACCAGAUUCAGGAGCCGUAGCCCAGAAACAUCAUAUUUAAGUUCUUCCCGACGACGCUCACCCGAUCGAAGUGGCUACUCCCUAGACGAUCCAGACACCGCUACUAAAAGUUACAACUCAGACCUUCUUUGAUGAAUCUUAAACUAUUUAAUAACAUUCCACAUGUAAAACAUGUCAAACAUUUUAAGGAGACUCUAGGAAGGAUUUAUAUGAUCUUUAUAUGAGAAAGCGAUAGAUGUUUUGUUCUCACCAGCUCAGGUUGAGUUAUUAUUGUUGAUUGCCAGAAGUGCCGAAAUGAUAUUUGACCAGUGUUGACCUGUAUUGACUUGUAAAGGGACCAGUUCAGUUGAGUUAGAAAAUUUUGUUUAUUAUUUAAUAUUGUUAAGAUGUUAAGCAUUACAUUUCUAUGUGUCACAGCAUUAUCUAAAACAAAUAUAAAAAAGAUAGUAUAUUGGUAUUUUCGGUAGUUUUAUUUCGUUACUGCUCCAAUAUGCUUACUAAUUGUUGUUGCCAGCUUGUGUCGGAAAUAAUUCACAAAGGGGCAUUUGGGGUUUUCCUUCACCAUUAAAAAGCUGGAGCAUCGUAUGACCUAAAAUUGCAUCACAGCAAAGUUUAAUCAAACAAAUGUUCUGUGUCAGUUUUAGACUUAAGAAUUUCAUAUGUUGCAGCAAGGAACAUGUUGUAGAAGCGGAAGUGACGAAAACAGUCACAAAUGUUAAAGGCAAAUGAAAGGAUGUAGUCAUUUAACUUGACUAGAUAUUGUUAAAGCUACGAACUAUGGGUGUUUUUCUUAACCAUAGAUGAUGCUGUGAACCAUGGAUAAUGUUGUUAAAUAAGAAUUCAGCUAUUAGUAUUGAGUUAGCAGAAGAGAUGUAUUUUAAAUAUGUAAAGGUAUUUUCCUAGUGUGCUACUGUGAUAACAUUUUUCUUACCUUGUCAAAGUUCUUGUUUUAGAAAGACACAAAACAUGACAUGAGAAAAAUUCUAUUGCAACAGACUGCAAGUAAAAAGUUCAAAGUUAUUCUGUCAUUGUAUUACUGUUUUUUUAUUUGAUUUUCAAUUCUUUACACUUCUAUGGAAUUGUCAGUCUAAAGCAAGAACUACUAGUAUAUAAGUACCAGUAUCUGUGAUAUUAUUCACCUUUAAGGUGAAAUUUUACCAAUCAAAUGUGCUGUUACAAAGUUUGAAAAUUCUUACCGAUAUCUCAAGUUGUUUGAUUGGCUGAAAGGAUUUACCAAUCAAAUAUGCUGUUACAAAUUUUGAAAAUUCUUACUAAUAUUUUGAUUGGCUUAAAGGUUAUUUAAACUUAAGUAUUUAGAAGUAUUACAACUUCAUCAUUUUCUAAAAAGUAAAUAGAAAACAGAGGAAAAUUACUUCAGUUUUCUGUCUCAUUUUUUUUGUUCAGGGUGAAAUUGUAUUUUGUUAGAAGAUAGAAGAAUAUUUGUUAGGAACUUUUAUCAACAUGAUUUGUUACAUCAGUUUCUUAGACAAAAAGUAAAACCCUAGCCAGCUUAAAAUUGAAAGCCUAAAGUAUUGUGUUGGAUUUUCCUUUUUGUUUGAACAGCUUCAUACAUUAGUAUUGUUUUAAUAGUUCAAACUAUUUAGAUAAUACUACAAUAAGGCAGCACUUCAUGUCCUUAGGUUAAAUUUAUUUGUAUAUAUGAAGUACUAGGAUACAGACAUUGGGUAAAGUCGCUCGACUUUGCAGUUUGUUUUUUUACGGUAUCUUUCACUUUCAUUCCAAUCCGUCCAGCUACGUGUAGAUUUGCUAUAUUUAUUUUAUUUUGUUCUUUAUGUUCUUGUAGAUUAUUUUACAUUUUGAUUAUUUAUGCAUUUGCGCUGUCAUCAAAAAACUAACAUUUCCAACAUGAUCUAUUUGUGAAUUUGUUUUUUUUUUUUUUUACGAGUAGUCUCAGAGAAAUUUUUUGGAAUCUCAAGUAUGUGUUAAGUUUCAUUAUUUUGAAAAUAAUUACAGACGAACUUCGCUCGCUUGAACUCGACAAGACUUCUGAAUUUUACAGGAGUUGUCAGUAGUUUAAGCAAUUGAAAAAUAUACAUUGCAUAGGGUUUUUGCAGGGACCUGACAAUGAGUUUCAGCAAAGUGUUGCAUUCGAACAAAGAAGUAUAAAAUACACAGAAUGGCAACUGGCUGUAAUCUCGCGUGAUCUCGUGUCAGAGCGUGAAUCGGCUUUAUCUUAGUAAAAACAAACAUCGGUAAGCUUAGAGUUACAAUUUGUACCUUUAAAACUACAUUUAAAAUACAUGUUAGCUUCUAAAACAACAUUAGUUUAAUGUGAAAUAGUCUUAAGACACAAAGUACACGUUUCUUGCCAUCAAAAAAAGCGUGGUCAUACGGCCAUUAUUAAUUUACCGAUGAAUAAUUGCUUUCGCAUACAAAAUGGCGCAUGGUUUCACUUCCGGUAAACGAGAUCUCAUUCAGUUGUCACAGGAUGUUGGCGAGAUUUGCUCUAUAUGCCUUUUAAGUUGCCGAUCCAUUUAUUUUUAUAGCUCUUUGAUUCGAAGUAUCGGAGUUCGAGCGAAUGAAGUUUGAAUGUUUUGUCACGGUAAGAACAUCAUAGCUGUUGAAAAAUUUAUGAACAUUAUGAGAAGUAUUAACCAAUUUAUGGUUCAAGUGAUGACAUGGUGGUAGUUAAAAGGUGACUGACAGCUAUACUGCCAGAUACUCUUUAAAUUUAGUUUAUAGUCACCUCAGUUGGUCUGUUAUGUAGAAAUAGUUUGAGAACUGGGAAAACACAUUCAUGUAUAUCUUUGCAUUAACUUAAUAUGUAUGCUUUGAACAAAAAUGUGUACAAGUAGUGUAGUUGAUACAUAUACAGUAUUUUUUUGAAUUUUUAAGAAAUUAAAAUACAGAAAUCCAAA